AUGACGACGCGAUUCACCACGACCAUUGCCGACAUGCAAAGCAAGAUACCAAGCGGAAAUCUGAGCAAGGAUGAAAUAGCUUUGAAAGAGCUUGUUAAAGAAUGCAGCAGCAUCUCAGACGAGCUUCAGAACCUGCUUGCAGAGCUGAAGGCCAAGAAGCCGAAUUCAGAAUCUCUAGAGCGCCUCAACCAGUUGCUAACAUAUGGCCAGUCUAACGAAGCUGAGAUCACGUCUCUUCGCCGGAACAUAGAUGCCCUUCGCUCUGGGCUACAGGUCAAGUUCCUCAGCCUCGACGCCCUGGAGCAGAUUCGGGAGGUGUUCAGUUUGUCAGACCGUGCGACGUUGAAGGUGCGGGGAAGUUGCAUCCUUAGUGCCUUACGGUUCGAUUCGAUGGAUGAGAGAUACGAUGAUGUGGCCAAGGCCCACGAUAAGACAUUCGAGUGGAUAUUCGACUCAUCCAAUAGUGACGACGAUAGUGACGACCCUGAGGACAAUGGUCGUUCGUUUUACAGCCAUCACACCACAUCUUACAAACCAAUGCAAAAGUACGGAGCUCGUGACAACUUCGUUGACUGGAUCGAACACGGCAGCGGCAUCUCCCAUAUCUUUGGAAAGCCAGGCUCAGGAAAGUCGACCUUGAUGAAAUAUUUGUGUAAGCAGGGGGAAACCAAGCAGUAUCUCGAUAUCUGUGCUGCAGACAAGUCGCUUGUAUUUGGUAAAUUCUUCUUUUGGAAUCCCGGCACAACUCUACAGAAGAGCCUGAGGGGUUUGAUUCGUGGCCUUCUCUAUUCAACUCUCUCCAAUGCUCAAGAGCUCAUCCCUCUCGCGUUUCCAAGGCAUUGGGAUGCCACUCUUAGUAAUGUCGCAGUCACGUUUGAUUCCUCGGAUGAUAUCAUCCUCGCCUUUACAGAUCUCAUUGGCCGCGACGAGGUGUAUCGCAACCGCAAGCUUGUCUUCUUCAUUGACGGCUUGGAUGAGUUUCACGGGCACCAUGCAUCACUAAUAAAGGAACUGCUGCGAUGGACUUUAGCACGACCUACAGAUGUGAAGACGUGCGUCUCGAGCCGAGAAUGGCCCAUUUUUGAAGAAGCAUUCAAGAGUUUCCCAAAUUUCCGCUUGCACGAGCUGACGCGAUCUGACGUGUCACGAAUUGUGCGAGGCAGGCUGAAAAACAACGACACCUACCAGAAAUUGGCAGCUCCUGAUAAAUUAGCACGCUUUGAGUCUAAUCUUGUUGAUAGAUCGGACGGCAUAUUUUUGUGGCUCAAGCUGAUCUUGCAAGACAUUGAGGACGGGCUCCUGAGUGGAGAUAGACUGUCGCAGUUGCAAAACAAGGUCAAAGCGCUUCUAACUGAGUUGAAUGACCUAUUCCAGCACCUUCUUAACUCUGUUCAUCCGUAUGAUCGAAAGGAGGCAUACAUGAUCUUGUCAGUCGCGCUUGAGUGCCCUCCCGCUUGGCCCAUCUUCCGCAUCUCCUUUUUGGAAGAGUACAUCGAGAAUCAUGAUUUUGCUCUCAGUCAAAGAUUUGAGCAGCUCAAAGAAGACCAGAUAGUGGACCGGUUGGAGCGAGCCCGGAAGAAGAUCUACGGUAAAUGCAAAGGGCUGCUCGAGAUACAGUUAGUGACGUAUCCCAAAUAUUCGCUGCCGGUCGACCAAACCCUGAGAGAUUCUGUUAAAUUCACGCACAAAUUUAUUGAAUAUCUCGAAAGCGACCAGACUAAGCGAGAAUUUGCUACUGAGUUAAAAGGCCUCGAUAUUUUAGAUGCCCUUUGUCACACGUUCCUGGCGCAUAUCCAAGCUGCCACCAUGGACGAGCACUAUUAUCAAGAUCGUCACGGGGCUUCUAAUUUAGACAAUGAUUUGGCCUUCCCCUGGGGUGAUCUAAUCUACGUGCUUCCUCCUCCAAGCCUAGAUUAUGAUAUAUGCACUCUCUUAGGAGCAUAUGCUGCAAAGAACGACGCCGCAGACUCUUCGAGAUUCACAGAAUUUUUAGAUAACGUAGUCGAGGUAGCCGAGGACCUAUUCUCCACCCCAGCGCAAUUUCAGUUUAUCGACAUCAACUGGAUAAGGGGUGAUUUGAUCCACCACACGAUACAAGCCAGCUUUGCGUGUAAGAUGGGCCUCUUUAGUGCUUCGUACGGCAUAACCGACUAUGCUCUUCAGGAACACUCAAUUGACAUAGACGGAGUACGAAAACAUAUUACACUGCCCCUGCUGGUACAGACUGUAUGUCAGGGUGCACUAUCGAGCCAUGCAGAACGAAAUAGUAUCGCUCGAGGGCUUAAAAGGAUCCUGAAUGUCUAA
Messenger RNA from Fusarium mangiferae, 2304 nucleotides. RefSeq lists its product as uncharacterized. Lineage: Eukaryota; Fungi; Ascomycota; Sordariomycetes; Hypocreales; Nectriaceae. The record is from RefSeq and is a predicted model, not a curated record. The transcript has 2 exons. Bases 1 to 2304 code for a protein of 767 amino acids.